Raphanus sativus (radish) is the source of this 4445-nucleotide messenger RNA. RefSeq lists its product as uncharacterized. The record is from RefSeq and is a predicted model, not a curated record. Gene Ontology annotation, molecular function: DNA helicase activity. NCBI's taxonomy places the organism in Eukaryota, Viridiplantae, Streptophyta, Magnoliopsida, Brassicales, Brassicaceae. Gene Ontology annotation, biological process: DNA repair; telomere maintenance.
GUAUAUAUCACACUCAAUUAUAAACUCAUCUGUAAAAAAAUGAUUCUUUGAAUUUUCUGUGCAUUAUAUUUUGCAGUUACAUCUGAAGAACAAACUGAUCAAUUCUACGACUUAAGCAGUCAAGAGAGUGAUACAGUAUCUAAUAAUUCCGAUCAUGUUCAAGCUUUAUUUAGAGAUGCUGUAUCAGAGAAAGCAGACAUUGAUUCUAUGAUGUCAAGGAUUAGAAAGAUAUGUGAAAGCAAGGGGAAAACAAAAAAAACAUUGAGUACACAUUCUAUGGCAAAAAGUAUUGGUAAGUGUUUUUAUAUUAUGGUUAUAUUAAAACCUUAUAGACUGAUACUCAAACUCGAUGUUUGUAUAUGUGUAGAAUAUGUCGACGAGGGUAAUCCUACUUUCAAGUGUGACUAUUGUAAAGCCAAGAUGUGGUACGGUGAGCGCCUUGAACGGAAGAAAAGAACAAAGAAGAAUCAUGUUUUCUCUCUUUGUUGUGGUCAGGGACAAGUUCAGUUGCCUCUUCUAAAAGAAAGCCCCUUGCUUAUAAAGAAGCUUUUGUUUUGGAAUGAUGAAAUGAGCAAGUAUUAUCAAGAAAAUUUGAGAGCAAUUAAUAUGCUUUUCUCUUUUACUUCUCUUGGUGGAAAAGUUGAUCGCUCACUCCCAAAAGGACAUGGACCACAGCCGUUUCAAUUACACGGAGAAAAUAUGCAUUUGAUGGGUAGUAUGAAACCUGAGGAAGGUGAUUCAGCAAAGUUUUCUCAACUGUACAUUGUUGACAAUGAGAGAGAGGUUGAUGAUAGAGAUUCUGUAAUAAGCAAGUACAGGAAAGUUGCAGACAAGGCCAAAAAACAUAAUCUGAGAAAGAAAAUUAUCGAUCUUAUAAUUAAGAUGCUGGACGAGGUUAAUCCUUAUGUGAAGCAAUUUCGAUCUGCCCGUGAACGUUUUGGGGAUUCUGGAGCUGAAAAGUUCCAUAUGAGAAUUGUGAGCAAUCGUGAGAAAGAUGGAAGGACCUACGACACUCCAACAGCCUCAGAAGUAGCUGCUCUUAUCCCUGGUGAUUUUAAUAUAGAGAUGGAUAAGCGUGACAUUGUUUUGCAAGAGAAACAAACUGGUUGGCUCAAGAGGAUUAGUGAGAUACAUCCUUCUUAUCUCGCACUUCAGUAUCCUCUCAUUUUUUGUUAUGGCGAAGAUGGUUUCAGACUGGGAAUUAAAAAAAGAGCUACGCCAGCUACAGAGAAGCUAAAGAGGGAUAACAUCAGUAUGAGACAGUGGUUUGUCUAUCGAUUGUUUGAAAGAGAGGGCGAGUGUCGUACGUUGUUGCAUUCAAAAAGAUUGUUUCAACAAUUUUUGGUUGAUGCAUUCACUACUAUUGAAACGAACAGGAUAAAUAAUUUGAGGCAGAAUCAGACAUGUUUGAGGUCUGACGGCUAUGACUCAAUAAAGCAGUGAGAAAAAGGAAAAAAAGAUAUGAGUGAGCAAGGACAACGAUUCUUUCUGCCAGCUUCUUUUACUGGGGGACCAAGGUACAUGAAGAACAACUAUCUAGAUGCAAUGGCCAUUUGGAGACAUUUUGGUUUUCCAGAUCUUUUCAUCACAUUUACAUGCAAUCCGAAAUGGCCGGAGAUUAUUAGAUAUUUGUCUGAACGCCAUUUGAAGACAGAGGACCGUCCAGAAAUUGCUUGCCGAAUAUUCAAAAUGAAGUUGGAUUCUCUAAUGGAAGAUUUAACCGAUAACCAGAUCUUAGGGAAAACGGUUGCCUCAAUGUUUACCGUUGAGUUCCAGAAGCGUGGUCUGCCUCAUGCUCAUAUUUUGUUAUUCAUGCAUCCCACUUCUAAGUUCCCUACUACUGACCACAUUGAUAAGAUCAUAUCUGCCGAGAUUCCAGAAAAAGCCAAAGAGCCAGCACUUUAUGAAGUGGUGAAAGACACAAUGAUUCAUGGUCCAUGUGGAAUUGUUAAUCCUAAUUCACCGUGUAUGGAGAAUGGCAAGUGUUCUAAGCUAUAUCCGAAAGCACAUGUAGACAAGACAACUGUAAACAAAGAAGGCUUCCCAGUUUACAGGAGACGGGACAAUGAUCAUUUUGUAGAUAAAAAUGGUUUCAAGUGCGACAACAGAUAUGUUAUACCCUAUAACAAGGAUCUAUCACUUCGGUACAGAGUUCAUAUUAAUGUGGAGUGGUGCAAUCAAUCAGGUUCUAUCAAAUACUUAUUCAAGUAUAUCAAUAAAGGGCAGGACAAGAUGACUAUCACUGUUGAGCCGCCAAACACCGGAGCUUUGGAAAACAAUGGGAACAACCAGAAACCAAAAGAGGAGAAAAAAAAUGAAAUAAAAGAUUUUUUCAAGGGCAGUGCUAUUGCUAGAAAACUUACUUUAGCAGAGAUACCUACGAGAUUCAUUUGGGACAAAAAGGAUCGGAAGUGGAAAGACAGGAAACGAGGUUUUAGCAUUGGGAGGAUUAAUUAUGCACCACGGAAUAUAGAAGAAGCUUAUUAUUUGCGUGUCUUGCUGAAUAUUUCUGCUUCCUAUAUGCGACAUUCAUUUGCUGUCAUGCUUAUGUCCAAUAAUUUAUCAAAACCAGAAAGGGUUUGGGAGGAGACAUGGGAGAUUCUUUCCGAAGAUAUUCAGUAUAAUCAAAGAAACCAUUUUAACAGACCAGGUAACUGGAACUCGAUGCCAAAACCCAUUGGCGACAUUAAUGCUUCUCAAAACGUGUUGAUAAUGGAUGAGAUGAGAUAUGAUCAACAAGAGUUAAGAAACGCUCAUGAUAGAGACUUUUCAAAGUUAACAGACGAGCAGAAGAAGAUAUAUGAAGAGACCAUGGACGUUGUUUUGGAAAAAAAAGGAGGAGUUUUCUUUGUUUAUGGAUUUGGUGGAACGGGAAAAACGUUUUUGUGGAGGUUGCUAUCUGCUGCUAUUCGAUCCAGAGGAGAAAUUGUUUUGAAUGUUGCUUCAAGUGGUAUUGCAUCGCUUCUAUUACAAGGAGGAAGAACUGCACAUUCAAGAUUUGGUAUACCAAUCAAUCCUGAUGAUUUUACUCUAUGCAACCUAACACCAGGGACUGAUGCUGCUGAUUUGGUGAAAGAAGCUUCUCUGAUCAUUUGGGAUGAGGCACCAAUGAUGAGCAGACACUGUUUUGAGUCACUGGAUAGGAGUUUAGCAGAUAUUAUGAGAAGUGCAGAGAAGAAGCCGUUUGCAGGGAAAGUGGUUGUUUUUGGUGGAGAUUUUAGACAAAUAUUGCAAGUUAUUCACAGUGCGGGCAGGACUGAAAUAGUUUUGGAAUCUUUAAAUUCAUCCUAUCUCUGGAAACAUUGCAAGGUGCUCAAGCUAACAAAGAAUAUGAGACUGCUAUCCACUGAUAUGAGUUCUGACGAGUUGGAAGAAUUAGAGGUGUUUUCUCAGUGGAUACUGGAUGUGGGUGAUGGAUUAGCUGGUGAUGGUAACGAUGGUGAUUCACUAAUAACUAUAUCAGAUGAGUUUCUUAUUUCAGAUUCAGAUGAUCCUAUUGCAUCAAUAAGCAAAGAGAUCUAUGGAGAUGCAACAGCUCUACAACAGAACAAAGACCCUAAAUUCUUUCAAGAAAGAGCGAUUCUCUGCCCUACAAAUGAGGAUGUGAACAAGAUAAACCAGCAUAUGUUGGAUAAACUUGAUGGUGAGGAAAAAGUUUAUUUAAGCUCCGAUAGCAUUGAUCCAUCUGAUACAGGAUCUGUUAAUGAUCAGGCUCUCACUCCAGAGUUUCUCAACACUAUCAAAGCAUCUGGUUUACCAAAUCAUAAUCUCCGGUUGAAGAUAGGAUGCCCUGUGAUGUUGUUGAGGAAUAUUGAUCAUGAUGGAGGUUUGAUGAAUGGGACAAGGUUGCAGAUUAUAGAAAUGUAUGAUUUUUGUGUGAAGACCAGAGUUAUUACAGGAAGAGAAGUCGGGAAAGUAAUACUGCUUCCAAGAUUGUCUAUUACACCUUCAGACAAGAAGUUGCCAUUCAAGAUGAGAAGAAGGCAACUACCAAUUGCUGUGGCUUUUGCUAUUACUAUUAAUAAAAGUCAAGGACAAUCUCUUUCAGAAGUUGGCAUAUUUCUACCUAGACCAGUCUUUUCUCACGGGCAGCUCUAUGUUGCUAUAUCUACAGUCACGUCUAAAAAGGGUUUGAAAAAUUUGAUUGUUGAUGAGGAUGCAAAGCCUCAAAAACAAACAAAAAAUAUUGUUUUUAAAGAGAUAUUUCAAAAUCUGUAAUUUUUUUUUUGUUUAAGACUCUACAAUGAAGUUUUAUGAGGAUAAUAGUUUUUACUUUCACAACUUUGCGUGUGUGAUUACGCUGAAAUAAUAAAUCAAAACACAUCAAUUAUGAUAAACUAAUCAGUCACUAUCCUAAUCAAUUAGCAUUCCAUAUCUAUUUUCCUAACUAUCAGAAUCAAUUCCAUUCCUAAAACAUUUCUAAUAUUGUAGCUUUAAUAGUCCAA